Messenger RNA from Adineta steineri, 465 nucleotides. NCBI's taxonomy places the organism in Eukaryota, Metazoa, Rotifera, Eurotatoria, Adinetida, Adinetidae. The record is from the annotation of a GenBank genome assembly.
AUGUUCGGAGUAUUCGUAUUAAUUAUUUACAUCCAAUGUAUUAAAUGUCAACAGUCUACUACAGAGGUUACUCCAAAGAAACUCUCUUGUAACGGUCGUACUUGUCUAACAUGCGGUAAAUGUUGUGAUUGGCGUUUUACUGGCGAUGCACCAACUGCGGAUUGGAUACGUAACUAUCAAAAUUGGGGUAACGAUGACUGGAAGCGUUGGCGUCGUAAUCGUAUGUGGAAACUUUAUGAGCGUAUUGAAGAUGGGACAUGUACUAGUGUUAGUCAAGGUUCUGGUUCUACUUUUGAUGAUCCCAUUUUUGGUGGUCAUCAUGUUGUUCAUACAGUUGAUUUUUGCGCUGGUCAUACUAUUAAAGCAAGUCAUGAUUUUCUUUUUGUUGGAGAUCAUAUUCCUGCUGAUCAGCAUAUUAUUUCUUCUGGUGGUGACUUGUGUGUUUGUAAUAUUAAUAAUAAAUAA